AUUUUAGCUCUGAGUGUCUUAUAAAAAUAGUAAGAAGGUGCGCCCCCUGGAAGUCAGAAAAACGUUGCCGUUUCUAUUCUUGCACAAAACGUUUCCAGUCAUAUUAGAGACCCAAAUUUAUUUCUUUGUCCAGAAAAGAAAGGGGAAAAGUUGACGAGAGAAAGUGGUAGUGAGUAGUGAUUGCAAUGAAGCUAUUUGCUAGAAGGAGAAGACACAAUCUCUCUCUCCCUACUAGGGACGAUAACCGCCCUAUGGACACCCAAGAACAAGAGGAAUUGGUUCGUUUGUUCGAAAGUGACCAAGCCAAACAGAGUCGUUUAUGGAGGAGUGUGUUUGCAGCGAUUCUCUUUUGUUUUGCGGGUUUUCUUGUGUACUCCAUUUUUGGGCAGGUUUCAUCUCCAUGGGAACAGCGUUAUUAUGCUUACUUCAUGGAGGAUGUGGAGCCAUGGGUGAUUAUAUCUGCAGGCUGGGUAGGUGUUUUAGCAUGUUCAUUGGCCAUCAUAGGACUACUUACUGACUCGAAGUAUCGCAGGCAAUGGAUCUGGUGCUCAUUCUUUACCGGCAUAAUACUUGCAGUUUUUUGGUUGUAUUACAUGUUGAGGAUGCCAAGAUUCCGGUGGGACAUAAUUUGGCUUCCAUGUGGAACUCUUAGUGGAGCUGGGCUCUCCUUGUAUGUGGAUCAUCUUCUUACUGAAUCAGCGGAAGAAGUGAGAAAACUUCGAGGCUAUAUGUAUGCUUACAAGGCUCGCUAAAAGUUGGUUUGAAACCUAAAUUUUUUCUUGGGAUGAAAUUUUAGCUAUUUUGAGGAAAGGGUGCCAAGAAUGGAUGAAAUGAACGUAAGCUGCAACGUGGCCGGGAAGCUUUUGUGGCAAUGAGUUUUGUGACUAAGAACACUUCCAACAGUUUUCUCUAAUAUAUUUGUGUAUUUUUUAAUUUUUCUCGAAGUUUUGAAAGCAUAUCUACUUGUACGAAUUAGUUGAACAGAAAAGCUAUUAAUUUACUCUUUCCAAAA
This is a messenger RNA of Humulus lupulus (European hop), 1012 nucleotides long. RefSeq lists its product as uncharacterized. The record is from RefSeq and is a predicted model, not a curated record. The coding region runs from base 186 to 752 and encodes 188 amino acids. The transcript is spliced from 7 exons. NCBI's taxonomy places the organism in Eukaryota, Viridiplantae, Streptophyta, Magnoliopsida, Rosales, Cannabaceae.